UACGACACCAUAUAUGAGUACAUGUUAACACAAAAAUGCAUCAAAAACUACAGAUUUUUUCAAUAUUUUUUAUAUUUCUUUCAUGUACAAUAAAUCAUUCUACUAGUCGUGAUAAUUUAAAAGAACCAACUAUUUUUAUUGCAGUCCUAGUAAGAAAUAAAGCUCAUACUCUCCCGUAUUUUCUUACUUUUCUUGAGAGGUUAGAAUAUCCAAAACAUCGUAUCAGUUUGUGGAUUCAAAGUGACAACAAUAUUGAUAAUUCUAUAGAAAUUUUAAAAGUUUGGUUAAAACAACAUCAAUCCAAAUAUCAUUCCAUAAACACUAUCCUUGAUGAAACAUCAACCGGUUUAGAAAGCGAAGAAGGAGUAGCUAGCUGGCCAAUAGCUAGAUUUAAUCAUAUAAUUGAAUUACGGGAAAAUAUACUCAAUUAUGCUAGAAAAAUAUGGGCGGAUUAUUUACUGAUGCUUGAUGCAGAUGUAUUUUUAACAAAUUCAAACGUCUUACGACUUCUUAUAUCAAAGAAUAGCACUGUAGUUGCUCCAUUAUUAAAAUCCGAUGGUUUAUACAGUAAUUUUUGGGCUGGCAUGACGUCUGAUUAUUACUAUAAAAGGACAGAUAAAUAUAUCCCAAUUUUACAUAAUGAACAACCAGGAUGUUAUAAUGUGCCAAUGAUUCAUAGUGCCGUAUUGAUUGAUCUUAACAAGGAAAAUUCGGAUUACUUGACAUAUAAUUCAGAUAAUCUUGACAAUUAUGAUGGGCCACGUGAUGAUAUCAUUACAUUUGCCUUAUCAGCUAAUAGAUCUAAUAUACCAUUACAUAUAUGCAAUGAUCAAGUUUAUGGAUUUAUUAUGGUUCCAUUGGACAAUGAUGACACUCUAGAACACGAUUAUCAACAAUUAAUUAAUUUGAAAGUCGAAAUGCUGUCAUACAAUGAUUUUUAUGAAAUUCCUAUUUCAAAUACUUUAAAAACAUUUGUUAAAUUACCGAAAAAAGAUCGUAUAGGAAUGGAUAAAAUUUAUUUAAUUAAUUUACGAAGAAGACCUGAAAGACGUCAAAGAAUGUAUCGUUGUUUUGAUGAACUUGGACUUGAAGUUGAAACUAUUGAUGCAGUUGAUGGAAAAACCUUGAAUGAAAGCAUCUUAAAGCAAUGGAAUAUAAAUAUGAUGCCAGAAUACACGGAUCCUUAUCAUAAAAGACCUAUGAAAAUGGGUGAAAUUGGCUGUUUUCUAAGUCACUAUAUUGUUUGGAACAAGGCUAUAGAAAACGAUUAUGAAAAAAUUAUGGUGCUGGAAGAUGAUGUAAAAUUUGAACCGUUUUUUAAAAAUAAAGUAAACUUUAUUAUGGAUGAGUUAAAAGCUCUCAAAAUAGAUUGGGAUUUAAUUUAUUUAGGACGAAAACGAAUGCAAGAAAAUGAAGAGCCUUUCGUUAAUGGUUCUAAUUAUUUAGUUUAUGCAGGAUACAGCUAUUGGACUUUAGGAUAUAUUUUAUCUGGUAAAGGUGCACAAAAAUUAUUAGAUGCCAAACCAUUAAACUCUUUGGUUCCUGUUGAUGAAUAUCUACCAAUUCUUUUUGACAAACAUCCAAAAAUCAAUUGGAAAAAUCACUUUCCUAAAAGAGAUUUAAUAGCUCUAUCUACAGUUCCUUUAAUUAUUUAUCCUACACACUAUACUGGAGAAAAUGGAUACAUCAGUGAUACUGAAAAUUCUAAUAUUAUCACAGCUGAGGAGGUUAUAUCAAAUAUCAAUCAAAAAAUUGAUCUGUGAAAAAUAA
Messenger RNA from Chelonus insularis, 1770 nucleotides. Its product is annotated as glycosyltransferase 25 family member. Lineage: Eukaryota; Metazoa; Arthropoda; Insecta; Hymenoptera; Braconidae. The transcript is spliced from 3 exons. The record is from RefSeq and is a predicted model, not a curated record. Gene Ontology annotation, molecular function: procollagen galactosyltransferase activity. Bases 36 to 1763 code for a protein of 575 amino acids.